AUGGCCAAGACAUUUAGCAAGGAAGACGUCGCGUCGCAUAGCAAGCCCGAUAAUCUCUGGGUUGUGAUCGAUGAAGAUGUCUAUGACUUGACUCAGUUCCAGGAGGAGCACCCAGGUGGAAAGAAGAUCCUCUCCCGAGUCGCCGGAAAAGAUGCCUCGAAGCAGUUCUGGAAAUACCACAACGAAGGAGUUCUGAAGAAGUACAAGGGCAAGCUGCAGAUUGGAUCGUUGAACACCAAGAAGGCUGAGCCUGCACCACCGGCGCCUGCUCCGGCUAAGGAGGCACCCAAGCCCCCUGCUCCUGCGCCUGCUGCUUCGACGGCUGUGGCUUCGUCUGAGCCUUCGCAGCCGCAUGAUCCGUAUGGUGAUCUUGUACCGUUCGCCGAUCCUGCUUGGUACCAUGGCUACCACUCUCCCUACUUCAACGAGACCCACGAAGCCCUCCGCACUGAAAUCCGCGAAUGGGUCGAGUCCGAAAUCGAACCAUAUGUCACCGAAUGGGACGAGGGCAAGCAAGUGCCGCACAAGAUCUACAAGCAGAUGGGUGAACGCGGCUACCUGGGAGGCUUGCUUGGUAUCAAGUACCCUGUCAACCAUACUCCGUACAGAGUCAAGUCCGUGCCCCCAGAGCGCUGGGACCACUUCCACGAGAUGCUCUUGACCGAUGAGCUGUCGCGCGCGGGCAGCGGUGGUCUGGUCUGGAACUUGCUCGGUGGUUACGGUAUCGGAUGCCCGCCGCUCGUCAAGUUCGGCAAGAAGGAGCUUGUUGACAGGAUCUUGCCUGGUAUCCUGGCUGGUGACAAGCGUAUCUGCCUUGCCAUUACUGAGCCGGAUGCUGGCAGUGAUGUUGCCAGCCUUGGGUGCGAGGCUAAGCUCACUCCCGAUGGCAAGCACUACAUUGUCAAUGGUGAGAAGAAGUGGAUCACUAACGGACACUGGUGUGAUUACUUUACAACUGCGGUUCGUACCGGUGGGCCUGGUAUGAACGGUCUCAGUCUGCUUCUGAUAGAGAGAGAAAGUGGUGGUGUCAGCACCAGACGGAUGGACUGCCAGGGUGUCUGGAGCAGUGGUACUACGUAUGUUACCUUUGAAGAUGUCAAGGUACCCGUGGAGAACAUCCUCGGAAAGGAGAACCAGGGAUUCAAGGUAAUUAUGACCAACUUUAACCAUGAGCGCAUCGGCAUCGUAAUCCAAUGCGUCCGCUUCGCUCGCGUUUGCUACGAAGAAUCCGUCAAAUACGCCCACAAGCGCAAAACCUUCGGCAAGCGCCUCAUCGACCACCCCGUCAUCCGCCUCAAACUCGCCCACAUGGCCCGCCAAAUCGAAGCCAGCUACAAUUGGCUCGAGAAUAUUAUCUACCAAUGCCAGUGCAUGGAGGAAACCGAAGCCAUGCUGAAACUCGGCGGUGCGAUUGCUGGUCUCAAGGCGCAGUCGACGACGACAUUCGAGUACUGUGCGCGCGAGGCAAGUCAGAUCUUUGGGGGGUUGAGUUAUAGUCGUGGUGGACAGGGGGGCAAGAUCGAGCGGUUGUAUCGGGAUGUUAGGGCUUAUGCUAUUCCCGGUGGGAGUGAGGAGAUUAUGUUGGAUUUGAGUAUGAGGCAGAGUUUGAGGGUGCAUAAGAUGUUUGGUAUGAAGUUGUGA
Molecule: messenger RNA, 1641 nt
Organism: Aspergillus chevalieri
Lineage: Eukaryota; Fungi; Ascomycota; Eurotiomycetes; Eurotiales; Aspergillaceae
Product: putative acyl-CoA dehydrogenase
Exons: 5
Coding region: 1-1641 (546 amino acids)
Molecular function (GO): flavin adenine dinucleotide binding; acyl-CoA dehydrogenase activity
Source: RefSeq, a predicted model, not a curated record